AUGUUCAGCUGCAAGGUUCCUGGCCAGGGCUUACUCCGGGUUGGCGCCACCGCGCCGCUGGGGUUCUUCGACCCGCUGGGCUUCUGCCCGCUUGGGGAUGAGGCCAACUUCCGCGCCCUGAGGUUCAAGGAGCUGAAGCACGGCCGCGUGGCGAUGCUGGCGAGCCUGGGCGGCGUCUUCGAGCACUACGGCAGGUUCCCGUUCCUCGGCUUCAACGAGCAGCAGGGCGGCAUCACCGACAGGAUGUUCGAGAAACCUGGCACAUGGGCUUUCCAAAUCCUCGUGAUCAUGUGCGCCGUCGUGGAGCUCGGCAUCUGGAAGGAGGACCCGGACAGGGAGCCGGGAGACUUCGGCGACCCCGCCGGCUUCACGAAGGUCUUCCCGUACGACGAGGACAUGCGCAACCGCGAGCUCAACAACGGCCGCAUGGCCAUGUUCACGGCGGUCGGCAUCCUUGCGGCAGAGGCAUUUACCGGCAAGGACGCGGUCCAGCAGUUCGGCUUCUGA
Molecule: messenger RNA, 507 nt
Organism: Prorocentrum cordatum
Lineage: Eukaryota; Dinophyceae; Prorocentrales; Prorocentraceae
Source: the annotation of a GenBank genome assembly